Leptonychotes weddellii (Weddell seal) is the source of this 5311-nucleotide messenger RNA. The record is from RefSeq and is a predicted model, not a curated record. Lineage: Eukaryota; Metazoa; Chordata; Mammalia; Carnivora; Phocidae.
GAGGGGAUGUUAUUUUGCAGAUAUCGACGAAUGCCGUCACCCUGGCACCUGCCCCGACGGGAGAUGCGUCAACUCCCCCGGAUCCUACACUUGCCUUGCCUGUGAGGAGGGCUACCAGGGCCAGAGCGGGAGCUGUGUAGAUAUAAAUGAGUGUCUGACCUCCGGGGUCUGCGCCCAUGGAAAGUGCAUCAACCUGGAGGGCUCCUUUAAAUGCUCUUGUGAGCAGGGCUACAAGGUCACCUCAGAUGAGAAGGGCUGCCAAGAUGUCGAUGAGUGUGCCAGCCGGGCCUCGUGCCCCACGGGCCUGUGCCUCAACACGGAGGGCUCCUUCAGCUGCUCGGCCUGCGAGAGUGGCUACUGGGUGAACGAGGAUGGCACUGCCUGUGAAGACCUAGAUGAGUGCGCCUUCCCGGGAGUGUGCCCCUCAGGAGUCUGCACCAACACGGCCGGCUCCUUCUCCUGCAGGGACUGCGAGGCGGGCUACCGGCCCAGCACCCUGGGCCACACCUGUGAAGAUGUGGAUGAGUGUGAAGACUUCCGGAGCAGCUGCCGGGGAGGCGAGUGCAAGAACACGGCUGGCUCCUACCAGUGCCUGUGCGCCCCGGGCUUCCAGCUGACCAAUGGCACCGUGUGUGAGGACGUGGACGAGUGUGUGGGAGAGGAGUACUGCGCACCCCGUGGCGAGUGCCUCAACAGCCACGGGUCCUUCUUCUGUCUCUGUGCACCAGGCUUCGCCAGCGCAGAGCGGGGCACCAGCUGCCAGGAUGUGGACGAAUGUGCAGUCACGGACCGGUGUCUGGGAGGACACUGUGUCAACACCGAGGGCUCCUUCAGCUGUCUGUGUGAGGCCGGCUUCCAGCCCUCCCCAGAGAGUGGGGAGUGUGUGGAUGUUGACGAGUGUGAGGACUAUGGAGACUCGGCAUGUGGGGCCUGGAGGUGUGAGAACAGCCCUGGCUCCUACCGCUGUGUCCUGGGCUGCCAGCCUGGCUUCCACAUGGCUCCAGCUGGAGACUGCAUCGACAUAGAUGAGUGUGCCAACGACACCUUGUGUGGGAGCCACGGCUUCUGUGACAACACCGACGGCUCCUUCCGCUGCCUCUGUGACCAGGGCUUCGAGACUUCGUCCUCCGGCUGGGACUGUGUUGACGUGAAUGAGUGUGAGCUCAUGCUGGCGGUGUGUGGGGCGGCGCUCUGUGAGAACGUGGAGGGCUCCUUCCUGUGCCUCUGUGCCAGCGACCUGGAGGAGUACGACGCUCAGGAGGGCCACUGUCGCCCGCGGGUGGCUGGAGGUCAGAGUAUUCCUGAGGCCCCGCCAGGGGACCGCGCCCCAGGCCCCAUCCGCAUGGAAUGCUUCUCCGGGCAGAACGGCCAGCUGCCCUGCUCCAGCCUUCUGGGCCGGAACACCACCCGGGCCGAGUGCUGCUGCACCCAGGGUGCCAGCUGGGGGGAUGCCUGUGACCUCUGCCCAGCUGAGGACUCAGUUGAAUUCAGUGAGAUCUGCCCUAGUGGUAAAGGCUACAUCCCCGUGGACGGAGCCUGGAUGUUUGGACAGACCACGUACACAGAUGCAGAGGAGUGUGUGAUGUUUGGGCCUGGUCUCUGCCAGAACGGCCGGUGCCUCAACACGGUGCCUGGCUACAUCUGCUUGUGCAACCCCGGCUACCACUACAACGCCGUCCUCAGGAAGUGCGAGGAUCACGACGAGUGCCAGGCCAUGGCCUGUGAGAAUGGUGAGUGUGUGAACACCGAAGGCUCUUUCCACUGCUUCUGCAGCCCCCCCCUCACCCUGGACCUCAGCCAGCAGCGCUGCGUGAACAGCACCGGGAGCGCUGAGGACCUGCCUGACCACGACAUCCACACGGACAUCUGCUGGAAAAGAGUCACCAACUACGUGUGCAGCCAAGCCCUGCACGGGCGCCGCACCACCUACACGGAAUGCUGCUGCCAGGACGGCGAGGCCUGGAGCCAGCAGUGUGCCCUCUGCCCCCCCAGGAGCUCCGAGGUCUAUGCUCAGCUGUGCAACGUGGCCCGGAUUGAAGCGGAGCGGGAGGCGGGGGUCCACUUCCGGCCAGGCUAUGAGUACGGCCCUGGGCCCGAGGACCUGCACUACAGCCUCUACGGCCCCGAUGGGGCCCCCUUCUACAACUACCUGGGCCCUGAGGACACCAUCCCAGAGCCACCCUUCCCCAACACAGCCAGCCGCACCGGGGACCACACACCAGUUCUUGAGUCACCCCUGCAGCCCUCGGACCUCCAGCCCCACUACGUGGCCAGCGGGCCAGAGCACCAGGCCGGCUUCGAAGGGCUGCAGGCAGAGGAAUGCGGCGUCCUGAACGGCUGUGAGAAUGGCCGCUGUGUGCGCGUGAGGGAGGGCUACACCUGUGACUGCUUUGAGGGCUUCCAGCUGGACAUGGCCCACAUGGCGUGUGUGGAUGUGAAUGAGUGUGAUGACUUGAACGGGCCUGCGGCACUCUGUGCCCAUGGUCACUGCGAGAACACCGAGGGCUCCUACCGCUGCCACUGCUCCCCAGGUUAUGUGGCCGAGGCAGGCCCCCCACACUGCACUGCCAAGGAGUAGCAGUGAGGGGUCGGUGUGGACAGCUACCUGGAAAUGGGCCCCAGCCACAGGCAGGGGCCUAGAGGAGGCUUUCCUAGCUGGGAAGACACCGUGAAGAAGCAGGCAGAAGGCCCUGCAGCCCAGCCUCCCAGCCAGCCCUGCCUGCUUUUCAGCUCUCCCAGCUUAGGCCCUGGCUGUGAGCUUCUAUCACUGCCUUCAUGCUGCCAUGCCCUUGCUUGGCUAAAACACCACCAAAUGCUUUAAUGCUUCAGCCACUGGCCGUGAGGAUCAGUCUGCCACCUGUCCUGGCCUUGCUAUGGGAUGCUUACCAAAGGAUGGCCCUCAUCCACCCCCUCAAGCUGUGCAAACCUGCAAGGUCGUUCGGCCUCACAUUGCUGACACCCUUUCCCAGUCACGAUCCACAUAACAUCCUGAUGAUUCCACAACUGGGUCAGAGGUUACAUCUGCCCAGGUAUGGUCCUUCAGUAUCUCUUGAGCAAAAAAGGAUUGGGGGACGUUUGGGGAGUGACUCCAAGGCCUCCUCCCAAGAACCAUCACCUCAACCAAUCUCUCUGGGCCAGAUUUUGCCACCUGUCCAUCCUGUAGCAGUUCUACGGCCCCAGGCAGGGGCAGGAGAUCUCCUCAUCUCAGAGGAGCAAGACUGAUUGUAGCUUGCUGAGUGUGAGAGACGCAAAUGAAGGGGAGCACGGAGACGGAGAACGCAGCAAGAGGGCAAUAUGAAAAAUAUGGGGAGGUGAUAAGAAAGGGGGAGCCAAGGCUUUCAACAAGGCUAAAGAAAAUGUUCAGUAGCUUUGGGUAAACAUUCGCAAUCUACCCGCGGCAGCUCCCGUGCACCAACCACAGCAAGCCUGCCACAGGCCGGGGGCCCACCUCCGAAGACCUGUAUUAAAUACACACCGCUUCUUACAGGACACAAACCUGUCCUGGGCUCUCCUUUUGUGGAUACCAGUUUGAGGUACUAAAAAUAAAGGGGUCUGUUUUCUAGCUUGUGAAAUACAGUGUAGUCUGGUUUAGGGGAAGCCAGAUUUCCCAUGUUGUUUCUUCUCUCUACUCAGAAGCCCUUGAUGUCUUUCUUUCAAAAAUGGCAUCUGGCAUCCCUCUCAGUUUAUAAGGAGAGACCCACUCCAUCCUUGGCCAGCUAGGAGUUUAGAACCAUGGUGGAAUAAAGAAACGUACAUUUGGGCUCCUGUUUUUGUUUUUAUUUCAUAUUAAACCAAAUUUUUUUACCCUGUUGGCUAAGUCUAAAUAUUAGACAUGAGGCUGUGCCUAUCCUUUUGCCAGCUCUGCCGACAGCCUAUGAUUAGGAUCCAAUGGGAAAAGAUUCUUUACUCUUCUAAGACAAGGAAAGCUCUGCCUUUGCAUUUGUCUGAUGAAAGGCAAUGUAAAUGAACAAGAUGUGCCUGAAGACAUGGAGAUGGAUACUAUUAAUCUGUCCUGUCCUACCUGCUGCUCUAAUUGUCAGCCACCCCAUAAUAACUUAUUGAAUGCUUGUUAUGUGCCAGGCACUAUAUUGAGUGCUCAACACAAAUUUCAUUUAAUCAUCCAGCAAUCCUACUAUUUUUAUUCCCAAUUUAUAGAUGAGGAAAUGGAGACACGCAGAGUUCAAACAAUUUGCUCUACGUCACUAUACUAGUUGAGAUGUUUUCAGCAGACAAAAAUAUGUAGUUCUUACACAUAUGAAAAUAUUCAAAACAAAAAAAAUGCGAGUUAAAACCACACGAGACACACUUUUAAAACUCUCAGAUUGGCAAAGAUCAGAAGUUUGUUAAGACUCCUAGUUGGCAAGCAUCUGCUGAAAGAGGGACUCACAUACACAGCUGACAGGGGCUUAAACUGACACAACUUCUGAAGAGGAUAAUAUGGCAAUGUCUUUCGAAAUUAUAAAAGCACUUACUCUUUGACUCUUCUAGGAAUUUAACCUUCAGAUAUAUUCUCACCAAAUGUGAACACGUGUAAGAGGUUAUUUAUUAUAGCAUUACUUGUAACAGCAAAAGAUUAGAAGCAAUUAGUUGCUACUGCGGAGGCCUAAAAAUGAAAAAAAAAAAAGGCUCUUAAUACCUUGAGAAGAAAUCCAAAAUAGACUAAGCGGGGAAAGAAGGCUGUGUAACAAAGUGGACCAUGUGCUGCUAGUUGUCUAAAGAAAGGGGGAAGACAACUGGGUAUCUGCUGGCCUCAUCCUCGUCACUCUGCCUUACACCCCAUGGUUCAGAGAACUUCUUACCACUCUUCCAUAUACCCACUGGCGCUACGCCUCCUCCCAACCCUCGCCUUCCUGCUCACCCAGAAAAACUUCAUUCACAUACACAUAUUUCUUUGUAUCAAAAACAGAAAUAGCAUCCUAUGCCUGCUGUUCUGCACUUUGCUUUUUUCACUUAAUCCAGACUUGCACAUAAAGAACUGUCUCAUUCUAUAAUUGUAUACUAUUCCACUGAAUGGAUAAAUCAUAAUUUAUUUAAUCAGUCCCCUAUUGAUGGACAUUUCCAUUGUUUCCUAUCUCUUGCUAUUAUAAGUAAUGCUAUAAUGAAUAUUCUUGUGUAUAUGUUAUUUCACAUUAUAUCUAUGGGAUUAUACCUAUAGGGUAAAUUCUUAGAAACAACAGUGGUUUAUGGGGGGGGGUGACAGGGUGGAUGGGUACAGGAUUGGAAGACUUUUCACUGUAUCCCCUUUUGUGUCUUUUUGAAUUUUGUACCAUGUGUAUUACCUUUCCAAAAAAAUAAAAUAUUUUUAAAUACA